AUGGAUGACUGUUUUUCAUGUCCAGAAGAUCAGUAUCCAAACAAGGAUCAGAAUUCAUGUCUUCCAAAAAUUGUAACGUUCCUAACAUAUGAAGAAUCACUGGGGACCUCCUUAGCCAUUUGUUCUCUUACGUCUUCUUUUAUUGUAUUGUUGGUUCUGAGUAUCUUCAUUAAAUACCAGGACACUCCCAUUGUCAAGGCCAACAACCGAAAUCUCACCUACAUCCUUCUCAUGUCCCUUCUGCUUUCAUUCCUUUGUGCUUUACUGUUUAUUGGCAAACCACAUAAAGUGAUAUGUGUCCUACGACAAAGUACUUUUGGUAUAAUAUUUACUGCAGCUGUAUCAUGCGUGUUAGCAAAAACCACCAUCGUGAUUUUAGCUUUCAUGGCCACCCAGCCAAAGUCUACCAUGAGGAAAUGGGUGGGGAAAAGGUUGGCCAUUUCCAUUGUACUUUUCUGCUCUUUCAUUCAAAUAGUUCUUUGUACUGUUUGGCUGUUGACUUCUCCCCCAUUCCCUGAUUUCAACAUGCACUUAAUGGCAGAAGAAAUUGUUCUGGAAUGUAAUGAAAACUCCUUUGUCAUGUUCUACUGUGUCUUGGGCUUCAUGUUCCUCUUAGCCCUUGUCAGCUUUACUGUAGCUUUCUUUGCCAGGAAACUACCAGACUCUUUUAACGAAGCCAAAUUUAUCACCUUCAGCAUGUUGAUUUUCUGCAGUGUCUGGCUCUCCUUUGUUCCUAGUUAUCUGACCACAGGGGGAAAACAUAUGGUGGCUGUGGAGAUCUUCUCCAUUAUAACAUCCAGUGGGGGGCUCCUGGUAUGCAUCUUUUUCCCUAAAUGCUAUAUCAUCAUAUUGAGGCCUGAACUGAAUAACAAGCAACAACUAAGACAAAGAAAAAUCUGAAAAAUGUAGAAUUAUAUUGCUUCUUUUAAUUUAGCCAAGUGAAAUCAUUAAGGCCCCAACUGAAUAUCUAUAAGCCUUUCCCAUCUGUACCAGUUACAAUUGCAACAUCUGCAACUUUCCAUCUGAUUUUAAGAUUGGAGAACUGGCUCCAUUUUUAAUGUUUUAUGGUAUGCCUCACCCAGAGUUGUAUAGAUGGUUGAUAUAAAGUUAUGUUAAAUAAAUAAAAAAUAAAUAAAUCUCAAAAUAGAAUCAAGUCUGUGAUUUCCAUGAAAAGGGCAAACUCUUGAAUGUUAAGAAAUGCCAUGUAAGCUCAUCUCUCCCCUGUGCAUCAUUAACAUUCUGGAGUUUAAUUUUGGUCAAUGCUUCUCUAACAUCAUCAAACGAUUUCCAAUUCCUGAAAGACACCACACAUCUUUGAGCUUUUACGUGCUUAAAGAAUUAUUUUUAGAUUUCUGA
This is a messenger RNA of Pantherophis guttatus, 1356 nucleotides long. Lineage: Eukaryota; Metazoa; Chordata; Lepidosauria; Squamata; Colubridae. The record is from RefSeq and is a predicted model, not a curated record.